AUGUCCGCCGCCGACGUUUCCGCCUUGAUCACAGGCGUUACUGUAGGGAAUGCCCUGACCGCCCUUCUCGUCUACGACUGGCUUCUCUGCUUCGACGCAGAGGUCUCUCUGGUGUGGGCUGGGCACCACAAACGCACCUGGGCGUCCCUCGUGUACGCUUUCAGUCGCUAUCUCCCACUAGUUCAGUAUAUCCUCCAGAUCGCAACCAUCUUCCCCAUGUCCACAUCGACGCACUCGUGCAGCUGCGACUCCCUGCCUCGCGUGCUGAACGCCAUCAACCUUCUCAGCGUGCUCACCCCUUGCCUGUUCUCGACCAUGCGAGUAUACGCACUGUCUGGAAUGAAUGUAGUCCUCUCCCUGGUCACGUUCACUCUCUCGUUCAUUCCUAUAGUCUUGGAUCUUAUCGAGAAUGUCAAGUGGUUUCGAAUACAGAACCUGCCUCAACCGUUUAAUUGCAGCCCCGGAGACGUCACUCCUCAAGGGCUCCUGCUUAUCGUCAUCGUCGCGGACUCGAUCGUCCUCGGUACGACGUGGUGGUACACGUAUCAGUCGUAUAGAGCCCAGCGCGGCAUCCAUAUCCGCUCUUCCCUGACUUCUGCUAUGCUUUACAAUGGAAGCAUCUAUUUCCUAGUCCUGGCAUCGCUCAACGCGCUAGACCUGGCCCUCGUGACCCUCGGACUCGCGCAGAACAGCUUCCUCUUCCGAAACGUGAGCUACGUGGGCCUGUUCGCGGAUGUGCUGACUGCAAUCCUCAUCUCCCGCUUCAUUCUCAACCUCCGUCAAGUGAACUACGAUGCCGCGCACCCAUCGGACGCUUCUGUGUCCCUCGGCGUGCUCUUCACACAAUCACGGCCAGGCCCCUCGCUCCCGCGGUCUCUCCUCUCUUUCGCGGAGCCGGUGCAUGUCGGUCACAGAGGCCCGGACAUGGCGUCCGACCUCCAUCCGCCAUCUGUUCUUGGAGGAGACGGGGAUGCGGUACCUGACUCGGAGCGGCAAAUAGAUGACGAGGAGACCAUUGCAAGCACUGCUGUUUGGUAG
Molecule: messenger RNA, 1038 nt
Organism: Dichomitus squalens LYAD-421 SS1
Lineage: Eukaryota; Fungi; Basidiomycota; Agaricomycetes; Polyporales; Polyporaceae
Exons: 11
Coding region: 1-1038 (345 amino acids)
Source: RefSeq, a predicted model, not a curated record